UCUGUCCAGUCCUCUGCCCACGGGUCCUUAAGCCGAUCCGAGCGGAAGCUCUCAGACGUGGUCCCAAGGGAAUGACUGGUGGUUUCCUUCGAAAUGGCAGGCAAUUAGAAGUAGGAGGUUCUGACCAGAAAUACACAGCCACAGCUGCCUGUCAUUUGACAUCCUCUGUAAUUUGGGCCAACACACUGCAGCUGCCUCUCUUCCUUACUCGUAUUAAGUGGCUCCGUUGACAACACAUUAACGAGGAGUGAAGAGAAGGCUGUGUUUUGAACCCUGCCCAACUGACACCGACUCUCCCUUAGGAUACAGGUUCACUGAUGGCUCAGUUGGGAGCAGUUGUGGCGGUGGCUUCCAGUUUCUUUUGUGCGUCUCUCUUCUCAGCUGUGCACAAAAUAGAAGAGGGACAUAUUGGAGUAUAUUACAGAGGUGGUGCCCUGCUGACCUCCACCAGUGGCCCGGGCUUCCACCUCAUGCUCCCGUUCAUCACCUCCUAUAAGUCUGUGCAGACCACGCUCCAAACCGAUGAAGUGAAGAACGUACCAUGUGGAACCAGUGGUGGUGUGAUGAUCUACUUUGACAGAAUUGAAGUGGUGAACUUCCUGGUCCCAAAUGCAGUGUAUGACAUAGUGAAGAACUAUACUGCAGACUAUGACAAGGCCCUCAUCUUCAACAAGAUCCAUCACGAGCUGAACCAGUUCUGCAGCGUUCACACACUUCAGGAAGUCUAUAUCGAGCUGUUUGACCAAAUCGAUGAAAACCUCAAAUUGGCUUUGCAACAGGACCUAACCUCCAUGGCCCCUGGGCUUGUUAUCCAGGCUGUACGAGUGACAAAGCCCAAUAUACCUGAGGCAAUCCGCAGGAACUAUGAGUUGAUGGAAAGCGAGAAGACGAAGCUCCUCAUCGCAGCCCAGAAACAGAAGGUGGUGGAGAAGGAGGCAGAAACAGAGCGGAAGAAGGCCCUCAUCGAGGCAGAAAAAGUGGCACAGGUUGCAGAAAUCACCUAUGGGCAGAAGGUGAUGGAGAAGGAGACAGAGAAGAAGAUUUCAGAAAUUGAAGAUGCUGCAUUUCUGGCCCGGGAGAAGGCGAAGGCCGAUGCCGAGUGCUACACUGCUCUGAAGAUUGCAGAAGCAAAUAAGCUCAAGCUGACCCCAGAAUACCUGCAGCUGAUGAAGUACAAGGCCAUUGCUUCCAACAGCAAGAUUUACUUCGGCAAAGACAUCCCCAACAUGUUUAUGGAUUCUGCAGGUGGUCUGGGCAAGCAGUUUGAGGGACUGAGUGACAAGCUGGACUUUGGCCUCGAAGAUGAGCCCCUAGAGGCAACCACAAAGGAUAAUUGAAGAAAAAAACAUGUAUGUAACCUCUGAUUGUGCAGCUUAGAGAGAUCUUUAUUUUUUAAGAUGAGACAGAGUGCUUCUCCUUUCCACACUACCUUCCUUGACUCUUCAUUACUGUGGUUAAGAAAAGGAAGAAAUGGACUCUAACUUACCCCCUUCUGGGAAGGGAGAGCAGAUAGACAAUUGUAUUUUGGGUUUAUUUUUAAUUCAGGUAAGUAAGUUGUAUGACUUCUGAUAAGGUGUGUACACCAUAGAUUUGACCUCUGACCUGCAGACACCAACUUUGUCACGUUGAAGCUGACUUAACUGAGGAUACUGUCCAUAUGAAGAGGGAGAGUGUGGUGCUGCCUCCUCAUGGUUUCAUUUCCUUCAUGGGAAAAUGUACUCCACAGUUCUCUCCCUUGCCUCUAAUGUAGGCAAUGUCUGCAUGUGAGGCUCGUAACGGAAGGGCCGUCUGCUGUGGACCAUCAACUACAGAGAGCAUUGCCUGCUGGGCUUUUUGACUGAGUGCAUUACUCUAGAGUUAAGCUGUCUUGAGCCCUUUUUAGGAAGAACUUGGUGCUAGGUUUUGCAAGGUUUUCUACACACUGUACUCUGCCCUAGUGUUUGCUGACUCACCACAGCAGGGCUUGGUCACAGCACACACUCCUUUUCAGUACUUUGACCUGAUCUGUGAUUUGAUUUCUUCUUGAAUAAUGUAUUCAGUAGUUGCACUCAGCAUUAAGAUGGGAACAAACAAGUGCUCCACUAGCUGGUGACUUAGCUCCAUACAGCACUUAGCACUGUAGUACUAUCUGGCUAAGUAAGCGUACGUAUACUUUUGAGACCAAACAUCUUUAUCAUUAUGGAGAUUCUUCACUGAAGAGCUCUUAACACUGUGGAGGGGAAGGGCCCAGCCAGUAGACAUCUGAGUAGUAGUGCCUAUGGCCUACUAUGGCCUGUGCUAGGGGUUUGUCUGACACACUGAAAAAGAGAGCUUUUAGAUCCAGAGAGCAGACAGCCACUUGAGAAUCAACUCCAGAGAUGCAAGGCAGAGUUCAUACCCAUGCCCUGUGGGCUGCAAUGAAUCCUGGGUUUUGAUUUUCAUUGCUUGUUAGGAAAACCCUGAGUGACCCUAGGAAAUUGAGAAUGGGAAGAACAGAUAGGAAAGAAAGGCAUUUUUUUAUCCUGACAUUGGGUGAGUGCACACAGAAGACCUUUGUGAGGGCAGUUCUGCAGUUAAUUUGCAGACAUGGCAGCACCCUGUGCAGCCAUGACCAGCUCUAGCUUAGGACUUGGCCUUGUUAGCUGCUUCCCUGCCCCAUCCUCCCACACACACAAAGCACCUGGUGUUCUCUCUUAGGUGACUACUAUAAAUGCUAUUUUCUGGCAUCAAUUCCCACUCAGUUUUGGUUUUGUAAGGCCAGUAGUUUGCUCCUAAGUGGCACCAGGCUAGUCAAGUAUUUGGGAAGCAUUCAGUCCACCCAGAAAGAGGCAGAGUUCAUUGUGCUGACUUCGGAUGUUCCCUUCUCUGUCCUGACUCCUCAGACUGAAAUUUCUCCAACCACUAACUCUGUCCUCACUGUGUACAAACUACAAAAUGUUCCUGGAAAGGACAUUUUAAUGUGCUCAAAGGCUUUUGCAAAAGUGCCCCCCCCAAACCAACUCCUCUUUCUCCCAUUUGUUGCUGCUAAUCACUUGUUGAGAGCAACAUGCUGUACCCAGCAUCCUCUCUUCUACAUGAACGUCAGAGAACACUAUUUCAGUGGGGUCAGUGCAGGAGUGAGGGUGUCCCGCCAUACAGUACCCUCCUGGCCUGAGAGUCCCUGUGACUAACGUUCUGAUAUGCUAGCUCAUCCCCCACCACAAAGAGCCACAAGAAAGUCCUGCUGCAACUGCUGGCUCCCCACCCUUUAAUGUCACCUCUUUAACAAAACAUAAAUGUCCUCAUGUCAUGACAUAAAUUCAGUAGCUGUUGGUAUCUGUCACAGCAGUAAAAUCAUGGAUCUCAGAUGUCUUUUAGCAUGAGAUACCUAGUCCAUGUCUUUGUGACCUUGUUUUUUGUAAUACUAUAAAAUCUGAUUGUAAAGCAUUUGAAUUCUAAACAUAAAAUGUGAUAAGCCUGCAGUUUUGUAGGCAGUGGAGUCAUGGCUGCUAUUUUUAAGUAGAACUUCUGUCAAAAUAAAAAACUGUUUGUAAAAUUGAGUUUUUAGGACUUUCCCAGGGCACAGCCACCCUGGUGGCAUGCUUCUCACUCACUAAAUGUUGCAGAAGCAAUUCAUAUUCCAUACAGUUUUUAAUCACUUUUCAAUAUAUGGUUCAAUAUAUGUUUGUAAGGAAGCCUAAGUUUAAUAAUUUUUAUAUAACUAAAAAAUAGGUGUGGAGGACUCAAUGUGGGUACUGAGGAGGAGGAGGAGGGAGCCACUGCAUGAGGCCGAGCAAUGAAGUACUCUGAAAAGGGGAUCGUUUCGUAAACGAUCUGUGGGGCUGUGUAUCUUGUGAAGGUGAGAUAGCCGUGCUUACUGACCUGGUCUGUCGUCAGCUGGACUUUGAUAAACUGUACCUGGACAAUAGCUACUCUGUCUGUGAACUUUACUUCGUUGUCUUCAGUGGGGUUCUAGCCAGUUUGUUUCCUUAUAAAAGCUGUAAUGGGCAAUCAUGUGUUUGUACUCCAUUCCUUUUUAUCUCUACUUCUGUGUAAAGUGGUGAUUGAAUAGUUAAAGCAAUUUAUUUUCAGUGUGCCCCAAGGGCAUUAAUGAGCCUUUAUAACUGAGAAAUUAUUCUUGUUAUAUUAAUUAUUCCAUAAAUGAUACUACUAGAUAAAUUACCUUGGGUUAAUAGCUCCAGGAUUUGUUUCAGACAACAUGUGAAUAUACUUAUAUCUUGGAUUUAAUUUCAGUCUUGCUAAAUAAAAUGGUUUUUGUCUUUA
This is a messenger RNA of Grammomys surdaster, 4242 nucleotides long. It is a transcript of the gene Erlin2, whose product is annotated as ER lipid raft associated 2. Gene Ontology annotation, molecular function: cholesterol binding; ubiquitin protein ligase binding. The transcript is spliced from 13 exons. Gene Ontology annotation, cellular component: endoplasmic reticulum membrane; endoplasmic reticulum. The record is from RefSeq and is a predicted model, not a curated record. Gene Ontology annotation, biological process: SREBP signaling pathway. The coding region runs from base 318 to 1337 and encodes 339 amino acids. NCBI's taxonomy places the organism in Eukaryota, Metazoa, Chordata, Mammalia, Rodentia, Muridae.